CCGGGCGCUCGCAGGGGGAGCUGCUGCAGGCUCCGCGGCGGCGGCGGCAACGGAGGCUGCGGGGGCGGCGGCGCGAGCGGCCGGGCUUGGGGGGGGUGCCGAGCCCGGCCCGGGAGCCCGAGCAGCGAGAGCGCGGGAUACCUAGGCCCCUCACGUUGGAGUCCACAGUCUCCGGGCCGCCUGACCUCCGCACGGGUAUAUGGGAUGGAAGCGGGACCCUCGGGAGCAGCUGCGGGCGCCUACCUGCCCCCCCUGCAGCAGGUAUUCCAGGCACCUCGACGGCCUGGCAUUGGCACUGUGGGGAAACCAAUCAAGCUCUUGGCCAAUUACUUUGAGGUGGACAUUCCUAAGAUCGACGUCUACCACUACGAGGUGGACAUCAAGCCGGAUAAGUGUCCUCGCAGAGUUAAUCGGGAAGUGGUGGAAUACAUGGUCCAGCAUUUCAAGCCUCAGAUCUUUGGUGAUCGCAAGCCCGUGUAUGAUGGAAAGAAGAACAUUUACACUGUCACAGCACUGCCCAUUGGCAACGAACGGGUCGACUUUGAGGUGACAAUCCCUGGGGAAGGGAAGGAUCGAAUUUUUAAGGUCUCCAUCAAGUGGCUAGCCAUUGUGAGCUGGCGCAUGCUGCAUGAGGCCCUGGUCAGUGGCCAGAUCCCUGUUCCCCUGGAGUCGGUGCAAGCCUUGGAUGUGGCCAUGAGGCACCUGGCAUCCAUGAGGUACACCCCUGUGGGCCGCUCCUUCUUCUCACCGCCUGAGGGCUACUACCACCCGCUGGGGGGUGGGCGCGAGGUCUGGUUCGGCUUUCACCAGUCUGUGCGCCCUGCCAUGUGGAAGAUGAUGCUCAACAUUGAUGUCUCAGCCACUGCCUUCUACAAGGCACAGCCAGUGAUUGAGUUCAUGUGUGAGGUGUUGGACAUCAGGAACAUAGACGAGCAGCCCAAGCCCCUCACGGACUCUCAGCGUGUUCGCUUUACCAAGGAAAUUAAGGGCCUGAAGGUGGAAGUGACCCAUUGUGGACAGAUGAAGAGGAAAUACCGUGUGUGUAAUGUUACCCGCCGCCCUGCUAGCCAUCAGACGUUUCCCUUGCAGCUGGAAAGUGGACAGACUGUAGAGUGCACAGUGGCACAAUAUUUCAAGCAGAAAUACAACCUUCAGCUCAAGUAUCCCCACCUACCUUGCCUGCAAGUUGGCCAAGAACAAAAGCAUACCUAUUUGCCCCUAGAGGUCUGUAACAUUGUGGCUGGGCAGCGCUGCAUAAAGAAGCUGACUGACAACCAGACUUCAACCAUGAUAAAGGCUACAGCUAGGUCAGCCCCAGACAGACAGGAGGAGAUAAGUCGCCUGAUGAAGAAUGCCAGCUACAACCUAGAUCCCUACAUCCAGGAAUUUGGAAUCAAAGUGAAAGAUGACAUGACGGAGGUGACGGGGCGAGUGCUGCCGGCGCCCAUCUUGCAGUACGGCGGCCGGAACCGGGCCAUUGCCACACCCAAUCAAGGUGUUUGGGACAUGCGGGGGAAACAGUUCUACAAUGGGAUUGAGAUCAAAGUCUGGGCCAUCGCCUGCUUCGCACCCCAAAAACAGUGUCGAGAAGAGGUGCUCAAGAACUUCACAGACCAGCUGCGGAAGAUUUCCAAGGAUGCAGGGAUGCCCAUCCAGGGUCAGCCUUGUUUCUGCAAAUACGCACAAGGGGCUGACAGCGUGGAGCCCAUGUUCCGGCAUCUCAAGAACACCUACUCAGGGCUGCAGCUCAUUAUCGUCAUCCUGCCAGGGAAGACGCCAGUGUAUGCUGAGGUGAAACGAGUUGGAGAUACUCUUUUGGGAAUGGCAACACAGUGUGUGCAGGUGAAGAACGUGGUCAAGACCUCGCCUCAGACUCUAUCCAACCUCUGCCUCAAGAUCAAUGUCAAACUUGGUGGCAUUAACAACAUCCUAGUCCCACACCAGCGCUCUGCUGUCUUUCAACAGCCAGUGAUAUUCCUAGGAGCAGAUGUUACACACCCCCCAGCAGGGGAUGGGAAAAAACCUUCUAUCACAGCAGUAGUAGGCAGUAUGGAUGCCCACCCCAGCCGAUACUGUGCUACUGUGCGGGUACAGCGACCACGGCAGGAGAUCAUUGAAGACUUGUCCUACAUGGUGCGUGAGCUGCUCAUCCAAUUCUACAAGUCUACCCGCUUCAAGCCGACGCGCAUCAUCUUCUAUCGAGAUGGGGUCCCAGAAGGCCAGCUUCCCCAGAUCCUCCACUAUGAGCUACUGGCCAUUCGCGAUGCCUGCAUCAAACUGGAAAAGGACUACCAGCCUGGGAUCACUUACAUUGUGGUGCAGAAACGCCAUCACACCCGCCUUUUUUGUGCUGACAAGAAUGAGCGAAUUGGGAAGAGUGGUAACAUCCCAGCUGGGACCACUGUGGACACCAACAUCACCCACCCAUUUGAGUUUGACUUCUAUCUGUGCAGCCAUGCAGGCAUCCAGGGUACCAGCCGACCAUCCCAUUACUAUGUCCUUUGGGAUGACAACCGUUUCACAGCGGAUGAGCUUCAGAUAUUGACAUACCAGCUGUGCCACACUUAUGUACGAUGCACACGUUCCGUCUCUAUCCCAGCACCAGCCUACUAUGCCCGCCUAGUGGCUUUCCGGGCACGAUACCACCUGGUGGACAAGGAGCAUGACAGUGGAGAGGGGAGCCACAUAUCGGGGCAGAGCAAUGGGCGGGACCCCCAGGCCCUGGCCAAAGCCGUGCAGGUUCACCAGGAUACUCUGCGCACCAUGUACUUCGCUUGAAGGCAGAACGCUGUUACCUCACUGGAUAGAAGAAAGCUUUCCAAGCCCCAGGAGCUGUGCCGCCCAAAUCCAGAGGAAGCAAGGAGGAGGGAGGUGGGGUAGGGAGGAGUGUAGGAGGCCUUGUUUCUUUCUACAGAGGGGGUGUAACGGUGGGGAAUAGGGCCAGCAAGACAGACCACCAGCCAGAAUCUCUGAUAUUAACCUCAUGCUCCCCACCCCUCACCUCAUCUCGUCACAUCUGGCCCUGACCCCACUGGACCAAGAGGGGCAGCACUGGUGCCCACCAUACACACAGGUGUCUCAUGUGACUCACAGUGCUAACUAAAGACUCAUGCUUGACAGCUUGGUAAGGUCGGCUCUGCAGCCCUGCGGACAAAAGCUGGUAGGUUUGGGUUUGCUACUUUAGUUGGAAAAGUAAAGGGCUUGAGAAAGUGGGUGGGAGGAGGGAAGGAUUUUUUUUUUUAGGAGCCUUAAUCAAAAAAGGUCUAGAUUUGUCUAAAAAGAAAAAUGAAACCAGACCCAGAUCAAUAUUUUAGGAUACUAGAUGUUUUCAUGGGUUCAGAAUCCAGUUUGUAGGAAGAUUUUUAAUGCUAAUAGUUUUUUUGGUUGCUCCUCCCCAGCUGCCACCCCCACCCACCACCCUUAUUCCUCUCCACAUUUUCUACCCCACCCUAUGCCUCCUUCCUGACAGUCAUCCAGCCCUCCUAGCAACACUUAAGGCACUAUGGCACUUAGCUCUGAAGUGACACGACCCUGUCUUCCUUCCGCCUGCUGGUGGGUAACCAGUGCCUUCCCUGUAAUGGUAAUGCUGCAGAACUGCAACCUUUUGUACCUUUCUUUGGGGGAUGGGGUGGGGGUGGGAGAGGAGGUAGGUGGGGAAGAAAUAUCCUGAACACAACAAGCCUCCAGCCAGAAUGCCAGCUAUUUUGCAUUUAAAGGAAUUGACUUCCACAUUCAUUGAGCUUUGGAAAAGAUUACAACCUCAAGAUGGUUAAAAUCCAUUGACAUUUGCACUUUCAGACGUGACAAGUCUCGGAGCUGCUGAGAUGACUGGCCCUUGGCCUUUCCACUUUUGCCUCUUUUUUCCCCAUACCUGCCACCCUGCCCUGGUCUAGAGUUACUUUCAUAGCAUUUCUCACUCUUGGCUUCUUUUUUUUCCCCCUGAUGGUCAAGUUUCUUGUGUUUCAAUAUUUCUUAAAUGGGGUGUCUUAUAACAGAAGAUCCUUAGGUUUAAAAUAAGAAAAAGAAAACUAAAUGUUAUUUUUAUACCACAACUUGAGUCUAUUGCCAAAAUCUGGAAAUCGCUCCCAUGCCUGAUGAGUUUACAUCCCGGAAACAUUGAGCCAUCAGAA
This is a messenger RNA of Marmota flaviventris (yellow-bellied marmot), 4130 nucleotides long. RefSeq names its product protein argonaute-1. NCBI's taxonomy places the organism in Eukaryota, Metazoa, Chordata, Mammalia, Rodentia, Sciuridae. Gene Ontology annotation, molecular function: protein binding; RNA binding. The record is from RefSeq and is a predicted model, not a curated record.